AUGGUGGCGUUGUCGGAACAGCCCCACAGAAGUGUCCACGAGGAGCUGAGUAAAAAAUGCCAGAAGUGUGAUGAAAUGAACAUCCUGUCGACAUAUCGUCCAGCAGACAAAGACUAUGGUUUAAUGAAAAUAGAUGAACCAAGCCCUCCUUACCAUGGUAUAAUGGGUGAUGAUGAAAAUGCAUGUAGUGAUACAGAAACCACUGAAACCACGGUAUCAGAUAUCUUAGCUAAGAAAUUAGCUGCUGCUGAAGGCUUAAAGCCAAAAUAUUGGGUUCAGGAACAAGAAAGCAGUGGAGAGGAGGACCUCUUAGCUGAAGAAUGA
This is a messenger RNA of Gorilla gorilla gorilla (western lowland gorilla), 324 nucleotides long. RefSeq names its product protein phosphatase inhibitor 2 family member B-like. The record is from RefSeq and is a predicted model, not a curated record. NCBI's taxonomy places the organism in Eukaryota, Metazoa, Chordata, Mammalia, Primates, Hominidae. The transcript has a single exon. The coding region runs from base 1 to 324 and encodes 107 amino acids. Gene Ontology annotation, biological process: regulation of signal transduction. Gene Ontology annotation, molecular function: protein phosphatase inhibitor activity.